Molecule: messenger RNA, 4268 nt
Organism: Oryza sativa Japonica Group (Japanese rice)
Lineage: Eukaryota; Viridiplantae; Streptophyta; Magnoliopsida; Poales; Poaceae
Product: cullin-associated NEDD8-dissociated protein 1
Biological process (GO): SCF complex assembly; protein ubiquitination
Source: RefSeq, a predicted model, not a curated record
AAUCCCCCAUCGGCGUCAGGGCCGUGACGGCAAAAAAUACAGCGAGCUCUCCAAGCCCUAGCCGCCGCCCGCCCGCCUCCCCUUCCCGACCCCUCGCCGCCGGCGAGCCGGCCGCGUGGAGUCGCCCCCCCGCCGCGGUUCCCGCCGUCCGCUACGUUGUCUCGGGCCCCGGAGUGCUGGGAUCGCGCCGCGUGCUGGACUCACUGGACUGGACUGGAGACGCCGCCCUCCGCUCGACUAGCCCCCACCCCCCACCGGCGUCGUCGUCGUCGUCAAGGGCUCACCAUCGCUAGCAGGGCAACAGUGAUUAGUUCCGCGGAAAAGGACUUUUGGAUACGGUUUAGCUAAAAUGGCAAACAUGAACAUAACCACCAUCUUGGAGAAGAUGACAGGGAAAGAUAAGGACUACAGAUAUAUGGCAACUUCAGAUUUGCUUAGCGAAUUGAACAAAGAGGGCUUCAAAGCUGACCAAGACAUCGAGCCAAAGUUGACUACUACCGUUCUUCAACAACUGGAAGAUGCUUCAGGAGAUGUCUCUGGUUUAGCUGUUAAAUGCUUGGCUCCACUUGUCAAGAAGGUUGGUGAGGAUAGGGUGGUGGAGAUGACCAACAUUCUUUGUGAUAAGUUACUCAAUGGAAAGGACCAACAUCGAGACACUGCUAGUAUUGCUCUGAAGACAAUCAUUGUGGAAGUUACGACAACAUCACUUGCUGAAAAGAUUUUGGUGUCUCUUGCCCCACAGCUAAUCAAGGGCGCCACUGCUGGAAAAAGUGCGGAAGUGAAAUGCGAGUGCCUUGAUAUAUUGGGGGAUGUACUUCAUAGAUUUGGCAACUUGAUCACAAAAGAUCAUGAUAGUAUGCUCACUGCCUUGUUAUCCCAGUUGAGCUCUAACCAAGCAAGUGUUAGGAAAAAGUCUAUUUCUUGCAUUGCAUCACUUGCUGCAUGUCUGUCUGAUGAUUUAUUAGCCAAGGCAACUUUUGAGGUUGUCCAGUUGCUUAAAAAUAGAAGUGCAAAGUCUGAAAUUGCCCGAACAAAUAUCCAGAUGAUUGGCGCUCUAAGUCGCUCGGUUGGAUACCGUUUUGGGCCACACCUUGCUGAAGCUGUUCCUUUGCUCAUAAACUAUUGUACAAGUGCAUCGGAAAAUGAUGAAGAGCUCCGUGAAUACAGCUUGCAGGCCCUCGAGAGUUUUAUGCUGAGGUGUCCAAGAGAUAUAUCUCCAUAUUGUGAGGGUAUUUUAAAUCUUGCAUUGGAAUAUAUAAGCUAUGAUCCAAAUUUCACUGAUAGCAUGGAGGAGGACACUGAUGAUGAGGCUCAGGAUGAGGAAGAUGAUGAUGAGAGCGCAAAUGAAUACACAGAUGAUGAGGAUGCAAGCUGGAAAGUCCGGAGGGCUUCAGCAAAGUGCUUAUCUGCAAUUAUAGUAUCUCGUCCUGAAAUGUUGUCUAAGAUGUAUCUGGAGGCUUGUCCAAAGUUAAUCGAACGGUUUAGGGAAAGAGAGGAAAAUGUAAAGAUGGACAUCUUUAACACAUUUAUUGAGUUGUUACGCCAAACUGGUAACAUGACAAAAGGACAAGGUGACAUUGAUGAGUCUAGCCCUAGAUGGUUGCUGAAACAAGAAGUACCUAAGGUUGUCAAAUCCAUCAAUAGGCAGUUGCGUGAAAAAUCAAUCAAGACAAAGGUUGGAGCAUUCUCUGUAUUGAAGGAGCUUGUUGUUGUACUGCCAGACUGUCUUGCUGAUCAUAUUGGGUCACUUGUUCCUGGGAUUGAGAAGGCUUUGAAUGAUAAGUCAUCUACCUCCAACCUGAAGAUUGAAGCCCUUGUAUUUACAAGACUUGUUAUGGCUUCACAUUCCCCAGCUGUGUUUCAUCCAUACAUACAGGCCCUUUCUGGCCCAAUAUUGUCUGCUAUUGGAGACAGAUAUUACAAAGUCACCGCUGAGGCUUUAAGAGUCUGCGGAGAGCUAGUUCGUGUACUUCGUCCAAAUUUUGAGGCACGCACUCUAGAUUACAGGCCAUAUAUUGGUCCAAUCUAUAAGGCUAUCUUGGCCCGCUUGGCAAAUCAGGAUCAGGAUCAGGAAGUUAAAGAGUGUGCCAUAUCUUGCAUGAGCCUUGUGGUAUUCACGUUUGGUGAUGGUCUCCAAAGGGAACUGCCGGCAUGCCUUCCCAUUCUUGUUGAUAGAAUGGGUAAUGAAAUAACUAGACUUACAGCAGUUAAGGCGUUUGCAGUGAUUGCUAAAUCACCUCUUCGCAUUGAUCUUUCGUGUGUCCUAGACCAUGUCAUUUCUGAGCUCACGGCUUUCCUUCGAAAGGCAAACAGAGCUCUAAGGCAGGCUACAUUGGGAACACUAAAUUCUCUUGUUGUUGCGUAUGGUGGUCAAAUUGGAUCCUCUUAUGAAACUAUUAUUGCUGAACUUUCUACGCUCAUUAGUGACAUGGAUUUGCACAUGACUGCUCUUGCGCUGGAACUUUGUUGCACGAUCAUGGUCGAUAGAAAAUCCAUCCAAAAUGUUGGUCUUGCAGUGAGGUACAAGGUUUUGCCCCAGGCCCUUAUUUUGAUCAGGAGUGCUCUCUUGCAAGGGCAGGCACUACAGGCACUGCAGAGAUUUUUUGCUUCACUGGUCCAGUCUGCAAAUACAAGCUUUGACACUUUGUUGGAUUCUCUUAUUUCUACUGCUAAACCAUCGCAGUCAGGUGGACUUGCCAAACAAGCAUUGUCUUCCAUUGCACAGUGUGUUGCUGUGUUGUGCUUAGCAGCUGGGGAUCAGAAGUGUGCCUCAACUAUUGAAAUGCUUAAAGGCAUUUUAAAAGAUGACAGCACUACUAAUUCUGCUAAACAGCACAUGGCCUUGUUAUGUUUGGGAGAAAUUGGAAGAAGGAAGGACCUCAGCAAUCAUGCUCAAAUUGAGAAUAUUGUCAUUGAGUCAUUUCAGUCACCUUUUGAGGAGAUCAAAUCUGCAGCGUCAUAUGCUCUCGGAAACAUUGCUGUUGGAAAUUUAUCGAAGUAUUUGCCUUUUAUCUUGAAUCAGAUUGACAACCAACAGAAGAAACAGUAUCUAUUGCUUCAUUCACUGAAAGAGGUAAUUGCACGGCAGUCUGUUGACCAUACUGGCCAGAGUGAGCUCCAGGAUUCAAACAUUGAGAAGAUUUUGGCAUUGCUCUUUAAUCACUGUGAAAGUGAGGAGGAAGGAGUUCGGAAUGUAGUUGCAGAAUGCUUAGGCAAAAUUGCUCUGAUUGAACCUAGGAAAUUAAUCCCUGCUCUAAAGGAACGCACAUCUAGUCCUGCUGCAAACACAAGAGCUACAGUUGCCAUUGCUAUAAAAUAUUCAAUUGUUGAACGGCCUGGAAAAAUAGAUGAAAUUAUGUACUCCGAGAUUUCUACCUUCCUGAUGUUGAUUAAAGACAGUGACAGGCACGUGAGGCGUGCAGCUGUGCUGGCCUUGAGUACAGCUGCCCACAACAAGCCAAAUUUGAUUAAGGGUCUUCUUCCUGAAUUAUUGCCUCUUUUGUAUGACCAAACUGUUGUUAAGCAAGAAUUGAUCAGAACAGUUGACCUUGGGCCUUUCAAGCAUGUUGUGGACGAUGGUCUUGAACUCAGGAAAGCUGCCUUUGAAUGUGUGGAUACAUUGCUGGAUAGCUGUCUUGAUCAAGUGAACCCAUCAUCAUUUAUCGUUCCUUUCCUCUUAUCUGGUUUAGGUGAUCAUUAUGAUGUAAAAAUGCCUUGCCAUCUGAUUCUCUCAAAGCUAGCAGACAAGUGCCCUUCUGCUGUUCUGGCAGUUUUGGACUCAUUAGUUGACCCCAUUGAGAAAACUAUAAAUCACAAACCCAAGGGCGAUGCAGUGAAGCAAGAGGUUGAUCGCAAUGAAGACAUGAUUCGAAGUGCUCUUCGAGCAAUCGCUGCUCUAAGCCGCAUAAGUGGUAAUGAUUACAGCAUGAGGUUCAAGAAUCUGAUGAACAAGAUAAUGGCCUCACCUCCGCUUGCUGACAAGUACAACUCGGUGCGCAGCGAGUAAGAGCUGAUCUUUUUGUAUAUGGUAGAAAAUAGUUGGAGCCGACUUGGUAUAUGUGCCACUGCCUAUUCUGAGGUGAAGAUUCAACCCAGCAUUGCCCUAUAUUUUUCUGGUGGAGCUAGUCCGAAACACUGAACGAUACAGCUGAGACUAAGAGGUGGUUUGAAAAUUUGCGAACACAAAUGGCUGGUUGGAAGCUAGACUUUUUUUUUUUGUCUUGUACAAAGUAUGGCGGCAAUUCACUAGAUUCAGUAAAGUUGGAUUA